Colletotrichum destructivum is the source of this 2575-nucleotide messenger RNA. Its product is annotated as Putative bestrophin. The record is from RefSeq and is a predicted model, not a curated record. The coding region runs from base 636 to 2228 and encodes 530 amino acids. Gene Ontology annotation, molecular function: chloride channel activity. The transcript has a single exon. NCBI's taxonomy places the organism in Eukaryota, Fungi, Ascomycota, Sordariomycetes, Glomerellales, Glomerellaceae.
UCUUUAUUCCUUCCCUUUUCAUCCUAUCCCCUCGAUCUCUCCUACUUCGUCCCAUCAUACUACUUCCCUCGUUCCUGCUUCCCUUUCCAUCCGUUUCUAUCCGUAGCUUAAUUCAUCAUCUGCAGUCGGCCACAUUCACUCAUUCACACAGUCACUCAACUUGCCCAAUCAUUUACAGGUACACGCACACACACACAAAUACAACUCACUCACUUGUAUCCUCCCACACCUCCCAAACACACACACACACACACAUCACUCACCACACCAUCUCGACCUCCCCCUGGACGAACCUCCCACACACACCAUCACCGAGUUUAGCUUAACUCCCGCAUUAUCCCAACCUCAAACCAGGUCACCCCUCCUUCGUUGGCCUUGCUCUCCUUCCGAUUCCCUACCCCUUCACACACGACUUGGGCGCUACGCCUCAUCUACCCACGACUCCCGUACCGAGACCUCUUGACGCUCCCUUGGACCGCACAUUCCUCACGCGCUAUUCGUUGUCGAUUGAUGGACAGGGUUUAUUCUUAGUCGACAAGCGUUCUCAUCACACACAUACAGCUAAGGACCUUCGACACCCGGGGUUCUUCUCUUCUUACUUAUACUCCUCGUCCCCCCCCCGCGUCACCCGGAUAAUGCCACAGCUCACAUCGUCGACUCACGAAGUUCCAGCAAUCAACACACAAGUCAACGACUCGGGCAACACUCCCUACAUCAUGGCCGAAGAAGGCGGUCACCACGUCCCGACGGGCGCGCACAACAACCACACCCCGGCCAGCGACAACCGGCAGAAGCAGGAGCCCGACUUCACCAUCAAGCCCCGCAUGACCGACUUCAACGCCGAGGAGCUCCGUGAAGCCAUGUCGCCAAUGUCGCCCACGGGGCCCAUGACACCGAACCCUUUCAGCCGCAAGAACACGAGCAUCGACAUCGACGAUUACUUCACCGGCCCUCGCGACAUCCUCAAGCACUCCAAGUGGCCCCUCUUCAUGCAGAUGCACGGCAGUAUCCUGCCCAAGAUGAUUGUCCCCCUCAUCUGGAUGUGCAUCUGGUCCGCCGCCAUCACCUGCAUCGACAAGUUCCGCACCAAUAUGGGCGUUGACUCGGUCCUGCUGACCGUCCUGGGUUUCGUCGUUGGUCUGGGUCUAUCUUUUCGCAGUUCCACCGCCUACGAGCGCUACGCCGAGGGCCGCCGCUACUGGGCCCAGCUCAUCCUCGCGACCCAGAGUCUCGGCCGCGUCUUCUGGAUCCACGGCGCCGAGGCCGAGGGCGUCGACCCGCGACAGUCGCUCCUCCGCAAGGUCGGCUGCAUGAACCUCCUCUUGGCCUUCGCCGUCUCCAUCAAGCACAAGCUCCGUUUCGAGCCCUACACCGCCUACGAGGACCUCGAGCACCUCGUCGCCCACCUGCAGACCUUUGCCCAGGAGGCCACCGCCGCCGAGCCCGAAAAGGUCGUCCUCAAGAAGAAGAACUUUUUCAAGGAGACGGGCGAGUACCUCGGCGUUUCCUUUGCUGCCAGCAACCCCCGCAAGACCAUCAAGAAGGCCUCGCGCCCCAUCGGUAACCUGCCCCUCGAGAUCCUCAACCACAUCUCGUGCAUCGUCGACAAGAUGGUCGAGGACGGCCAGCUCAAGGUCCCCAUGCAGCAGACGCUCGCCUACAACAACGUCGCCCUCCUCAACGACAUCAUGACGGGCACCGAGCGCGUCCUCACCACGCCUCUGCCCAUCGCCUACACCAUUGCCAUCAGCCAGAUCACCUGGGUCUACGUCAUGCUGCUCCCCUUCCAGCUGAUUGACAAGCUCGACUGGAUCACCAUCCCGGCGACCGUCGCCGCCGCCUACAUCAUCCUCGGCAUUCUGUUCAUCGGCCGCGAGAUCGAGAACCCCUUCGGUGAGGACGUCAACGACCUGCCCCUCGAGGCCUACUGCGAGCAGAUCGCCUCGGAGCUUGACAUCAUCGCCUCCUUUGAGAAGCGUGACCCCUACCGCUUCAUGGAGUCGUCCCACAACCUGCCCUUGUUCCCCGCCAGCAUGGCUCCCUACCACAUCUGGAUGAGCCGCUCCGAGGAUCGCGUCCGUGAGGCCAUCAAGUCCAAGCACAACACCGUCUUCGAGUUCCGUAAGAAGGUCAUACUCGAUAAGGUGGCAUCGAGGGCCGGCCACACGUCGGAACAGAAGGCCAGCAGCGAGGGCGCCACCACGAUCAACGGCGACCAUAACGUCUAGAUAUGACUUGUGUCGUCUUUUGUGUCGCGUUGCGUCCUUCUCACCUUUUCUUCUUCUUCUUCCUUUUCAUCCAUCCCAUCCGCUGCUGAAUACACCAGUGGGGAUGCGAGAUGGGUUCAGCGAUGUGCGUCAGGAGCAUUCAAGGCACGGCGGGGGUAAACCAAAAAAGACUCAUCCAUGCCCCGAAAGGGCGGCCAUGGCAACUGGAACGGAAUUCGGAUUUUCUUUUCACUGUAAUUACCUGGAACACAAAAAAGGACAGGUGUGUUUUUGAGCGCGGCAUUAUCUCCCAUGGCAUGAGAUACUAGAAACAGACUCUACGACGGGUAGAUAUCCAGAUUGAAUGU